This is a messenger RNA of Ipomoea triloba (trilobed morning glory), 1727 nucleotides long. RefSeq names its product glucan endo-1,3-beta-glucosidase 6-like. Gene Ontology annotation, molecular function: hydrolase activity, hydrolyzing O-glycosyl compounds. Gene Ontology annotation, biological process: carbohydrate metabolic process. Gene Ontology annotation, cellular component: plasma membrane. The coding region runs from base 133 to 1587 and encodes 484 amino acids. The transcript is spliced from 2 exons. The record is from RefSeq and is a predicted model, not a curated record. NCBI's taxonomy places the organism in Eukaryota, Viridiplantae, Streptophyta, Magnoliopsida, Solanales, Convolvulaceae.
GAAGUAGAAAGUUGGAGUACUAACUACUUAACGGUAAUAAUUCUGUCUCCGCCAAAACUUACACUGAAAAAUCCCAGAUUUUGAUUUGAAUGAAAAAUCCUCCGAUUUCUUGAUUCUUAAAGGGAGAAACAAAUGGGCGGAGAGGAUGGGAAGAGCAUUCUCCUGAUAGUGGUGGUGGUGCUGAUAUCCGCCGCCGCAGCGGUGGUGGAAUCUGCGAUCGGAGUGAACUGGGGCACUAUAGCAGUUCACAAGCUGCCGCCUUCCACGGUGGUGGAUCUCCUGAGGGAGAACAAUAUUCAGAAGGUGAAACUGUUCGACGCCGACCCGGCGGUGCUCAGUGCGCUGAUGGGCAGCGGGAUUGAGGUUAUGGUCGGAAUCCCAAACGACAUGCUGGCAGCCGUCGGCUCUUCUCCCUCCGCCGCAGAUUUGUGGGUCGCCCACAAUCUCACUAGAUAUAUGGUUAAUGGCGGCGUUAACAUCAAGUAUGUUGCUGUUGGUAAUGAACCUUUUCUUGCAAGUUACUCUGGUCAGUUCCAAUCCUAUGUUGUCCCUGCUGUAACAAAUGUACAACAGUCUUUGACCAAAGCAAAUCUUGGAGGUGCUGUAAAGCUGGUUGUCCCCUGCAAUGCUGAUGCCUAUGAGUCUUCACUUCCAUCACAAGGAGCCUUUAGACCUGAAUUGACCCAAAUAAUGACCCAACUUGUUUCACUCCUCAACUCUAAUGGCUCACCAUUUGUGGUUAACAUUUACCCCUUCCUCAGCCUCUAUGGGAACUCAGACUUCCCUCAAGACUAUGCGUUUUUCGAAGGGACAGCGCAUCCGGUGGUGGAUGGCCCGAACGUAUAUUACAAUGCGUUUGAUGGAAACUUGGACACUUUAGUUGCAGCCCUGUCGAAGCUCGGGUACAGUCAGAUGCCCAUAGUUAUAGGAGAGGUGGGAUGGCCCACGGAUGGCGCCACGAGUGCCAACCUUACGGCUGCAAGAGCUUUCAACCAAGGUCUUAUAUAUCAUGUUCUUGGCAACAAAGGGACCCCUUUGAGGCCCGGGAUGCCUCCUAUCGACGUUUAUCUUUUUAGCCUUUUUGAUGAGGGUGGGAAAAGCAUACUUCCCGGAGACUUCGAGAGACACUGGGGCAUCUUCUCGUUCGAUGGCCAGCUCAAGUAUCCGCUCGACCUUGGCAACGGUCAGCUCAAGAAUGCCCGAGGUGUCCCUUAUCUUCCAUACCGGUGGUGCAUUCUGAACCCUAACAAAGAUCUCUCGGCUGUGUCUAACCACAUUAGACUAGCGUGUAGCUUGGCCGAUUGCACAAGGCUGAACUAUGGAGGGUCGUGUAAUGGAAUCGGGGAAAAGGCGAACAUAUCGUACGCAUUCAACAGCUACUAUCAGCUCCAAAAGCAGAAUCCACAGAGCUGUGACUUUGAUGGGCUUGGACUAGUUACAUUCUUGGAUCCUUCUGUUGGUGAAUGCAGAUUCCUUGUUGGGGUCACUGACAAUAAUAAUUCUUCAGGGUUCAGCUUGCAAACCAAGUGGCCUCUAACCUUAAUCAUAAUAAUCUCUUGGGGGGUUUGGUUAUUUCUUAGCACAUGAUGAUUUGGGAGCACUAUGCUCAUACAUGAGUGUUCUGUUUAUUUCUUUUGAAAUUUAUAAAAUAUGAAAGGUGGAAAGCACAGGAGGGCUUGCUUAGAAGAAGCUAGCUGAUUGAGUAUUUCACUGAUUGGUGUGUGGUA